This is a messenger RNA of Xiphophorus couchianus (Monterrey platyfish), 6384 nucleotides long. Its product is annotated as mucin-5AC-like. Gene Ontology annotation, biological process: visual perception. NCBI's taxonomy places the organism in Eukaryota, Metazoa, Chordata, Actinopteri, Cyprinodontiformes, Poeciliidae. The coding region runs from base 127 to 5763 and encodes 1878 amino acids. The record is from RefSeq and is a predicted model, not a curated record. The transcript has 52 exons.
ACGCAACUUCUGUAUCAGUCAGUUCAACAUCACCAGCCGGUGACACCACCUCAACUCCAUUCAACACAACUUCUGUAUCACUCAGUCCAACAUCACCAGCCGUUGACGCCACUUCAACUCCACUCAAUGCAACUUCUGUAUCACUCAGUCCAACAUCAUCAGCAGUCAACAUCACCUCAACUCCGUUCAAUGCAACUUCUGUAUCACUCAGUCCAACAUCACCAGCCGUUGACGCCACUUCAACUCCAUUCAAUGCAACUUCUGUAUCACUCAGUCCAACAUCACCAGCCUUCAACAUCACCAGCUGCCAACAUCACCUCACCUUCAUUCAGUACAACUUCGCAGUCCACUGUGUCACCUGUAAGCCAAACGGCUGCACCUACCAUUGCAACUUCCCCAACAACAUUGCCAUCAACUAUGCCAACAACAACUACGACAACUCUUGCUACAACUAUGACUACAACACCUGCCCCGCCACUUAAGCCAAAACUUAAGUUAGAGUUUAAGGUGCAGGAAAAAUUCACCCAGGAGUUGUCAAAAAAAGAAUCACCAGAGUACAAAACCCUUGAGAAAAGAGUGACUGUUGAGCUCGAUGGAGUCUAUAACGAAAAAUAUGGGUCGAAAUACAAUCGAUCUGUCAUCAAUGGCUUCAGAGAAGGAUCAAUUGUAGUUGACUCUGAGCUGGUCUUCAAUAAUGAGACAGCACUACCAAAUACCAGUGAUGUUGUGGAAACUUUAAAGAAUGCAAGCUCCAGCCCAGGUUUCAACUUCACCGUCAACAUAACCAGUAUUGUUGCAGAAGUUGUAAUACCAACUCCACUACCUCCUGUCCCAACUACAGCUAUAACAACACCGACAACAGCGAACAUGACUUCUGUAACAGCAAAUGCAACAACACCAGUAACCACCGUGACCCCAUCUCCAACCAAUGCAACAACACCAGUAACCACCGUGACCCCAUCUCCAACCAAUGCAACAACACCAGUAACCACCGUGAUCCCAUCUCCAACCAAUGCAACUUUGACAACAGCAAAAACAAUGUCAGCACAACCAUCAACACAAGCAGUUACUCCAGCUGCAACUACAGUACCAGCAGAUUCAAAGCUCAAGAUGACAUUUGCACUGAAAGAAGAUUUUAUCGAGGGCCUGGAAACACUUGGAUCUGUACAGUUCGUCAGUCUCUCAACAACACUAACUAAUCGACUGAAUGACAUCUAUAGGAAGAGAUUCAGGAAUUUUCUGCGAGUUCUGAUCAGGGCUUUCAGACGAGGUUCAAUUACCGUUGACUCUGAUGUGAUAUUUGCAAAUGCGAGCUCUGUGCCAGACCCUCAAGAUGUUGCAGACACUCUGGUGAACAACAGUGCCAGCUUGAACUACACGCUGAACACAACAAGUGUAGUUGUGACAACUCCAGAAAAUGCAACAACACCAGCAUCCACCGUGACCCCAUCUCCAACUAAUGCAACAACACUGUCAAAUGCAACAACGGCAGUAACCACCAUGACUCCAUCUCCAACCAAUGCAACUUUGACAACAGCAGGAACUACAGCAGCCCCAACCACAACUACAACUGCAGCACCCACAGAUCCUCCAGCUGCUACUGAGGGAUUUCUUUUCAUGAAAUUUGGUCUCAACAGAGAUUUUAACUCAGAAUUGGCCGACAACAAUUCAACAGCAUUUCUCCAACUGGCUUCAGCUGUGGUUAAGGAGAUUAACAGAAUUUGCCUUGGCCUCUUCAGUGGUUACAGUCGCUCACGCGUCAAUUCCUUCAAGAGUGGAUCUGUGAUUUCCAACCUGACUCUAGUGUUCAGAAACACCUCUGUUGUUCCUAAUUUAAACAAUGCUUUGCCACUGCUGGAAAGGGAGCUUCUUAAUUCGACACUGGGUUAUAUAAAUGGCAGCCUGGUUUUAGUAACCACCAUGACUCCAUCUCCAACCAAUGCAACUUUGACAACAGCAGGAACUACAGCAGCCCCAACCACGACUACAACUGCAGCACCCACAGAUCCUCCAGCUGCUACUGAGGGAUUUCUUUUCAUGAAAUUUGGUCUCAACAGAGAUUUUAACUCAGAAUUGGCCGACAACAAUUCAACAGCAUUUCUCCAACUGGCUUCAGCUGUGGUUAAGGAGAUUAACAGAAUUUGCCUUGGCCUCUUCAGUGGUUACAGUCGCUCACGCGUCAAUUCCUUCAAGAGUGGAUCUGUGAUUUCCAACCUGACUCUAGUGUUCAGAAACACCUCUGUUGUUCCUAAUUUAAACAAUGCUUUGCCACUGCUGGAAAGGGAGCUUCUUAAUUCGACACUGGGUUAUAUAAAUGGCAGCCUGGUUUUAGUAACCACCAUGACUCCAUCUCCAACCAAUGCAACUUUGACAACAGCAGGAACUACAGCAGCCCCAACCACAACUACAACUGCAGCACCCACAGAUCCUCCAGCUGCUACUGAGGGAUUUCUUUUCAUGAAAUUUGGUCUCAACAGAGAUUUUAACUCAGAAUUGGCCGACAACAAUUCAACAGCAUUUCUCCAACUGGCUUCAGCUGUGGUUAAGGAGAUUAACAGAAUUUGCCUUGGCCUCUUCAGUGGUUACAGUCGCUCACGCGUCAAUUCCUUCAAGAGUGGAUCUGUGAUUUCCAACCUGACUCUAGUGUUCAGAAACACCUCUGUUGUUCCUAAUUUAAACAAUGCUUUGCCACUGCUGGAAAGGGAGCUUCUUAAUUCGACACUGGGUUAUAUAAAUGGCAGCCUGGUUUUAGUAACCACCAUGACUCCAUCUCCAACCAAUGCAACUUUGACAACAGCAGGAACUACAGCAGCCCCAACCACGACUACAACUGCAGCACCCACAGAUCCUCCAGCUGCUACUGAGGGAUUUCUUUUCAUGAAAUUUGGUCUCAACAGAGAUUUUAACUCAGAAUUGGCCGACAACAAUUCAACAGCAUUUCUCCAACUGGCUUCAGCUGUGGUUAAGGAGAUUAACAGAAUUUGCCUUGGCCUCUUCAGUGGUUACAGUCGCUCACGCGUCAAUUCCUUCAAGAGUGGAUCUGUGAUUUCCAACCUGACUCUAGUGUUCAGAAACACCUCUGUUGUUCCUAAUUUAAACAAUGCUUUGCCACUGCUGGAAAGGGAGCUUCUUAAUUCGACACUGGGUUAUAUAAAUGGCAGCCUGGUUUUAGUAACCACCAUGACUCCAUCUCCAACCAAUGCAACUUUGACAACAGCAGGAACUACAGCAGCCCCAACCACAACUACAACUGCAGCACCCACAGAUCCUCCAGCUGCUACUGAGGGAUUUCUUUUCAUGAAAUUUGGUCUCAACAGAGAUUUUAACUCAGAAUUGGCCGACAACAAUUCAACAGCAUUUCUCCAACUGGCUUCAGCUGUGGUUAAGGAGAUUAACAGAAUUUGCCUUGGCCUCUUCAGUGGUUACAGUCGCUCACGCGUCAAUUCCUUCAAGAGUGGAUCUGUGAUUUCCAACCUGACUCUAGUGUUCAGAAACACCUCUGUUGUUCCUAAUUUAAACAAUGCUUUGCCACUGCUGGAAAGGGAGCUUCUUAAUUCGACACUGGGUUAUAUAAAUGGCAGCCUGGUUUUAGUAACCACCAUGACUCCAUCUCCAACCAAUGCAACUUUGACAACAGCAGGAACUACAGCAACCACAACUACAACUGCAGCACCCACAGAUCCUCCAGCUGCUACUGAGGGAUUUCUUUUCAUGAAAUUUGGUCUCAACAGACAUUUUAACUCAGAAUUGGCCGACAACAAUUCAACAGCAUUUCUCCAACUGGCUUCAGCUGUGGUUAAGGAGAUUAACAGAAUUUGCCUUGGCCUCUUCAGUGGUUACAGUCGCUCACGCGUCAAUUCCUUCAAGAGUGGAUCUGUGAUUUCCAACCUGACUCUAGUGUUCAGAAACACCUCUGUUGUUCCUAAUUUAAACAAUGCUUUGCCACUGCUGGAAAGGGAGCUUCUUAAUUCGACACUGGGUUAUAUAAAUGGCAGCCUGGUUUUAGUGACCUCCGUGACCCCACCUCCAACGACUUUGACAACAGUUACUCCAGCGACAACUCCAGUGCCAGCAGAUUCAAAGCUCCAGAUGACAUUUGCACUAGUAGAAACUUUUAUCGUGGGCCUGGAAACGCCUGGAUCUGUAGAGUUUGUCAGUCUCUCAACAACACUAACUAAUCGACUGAAUGACAUCUAUAGGAAGAGAUUCAGGGCUUUUCUGCGAGUUCUGAUCAGGGCUUUCAGACGAGGUUCAAUUAUCGUUGAAUCUGAUGUGAUAUUUGCAAAUGCGAGCUCUGUGCCAGACACUCGAGAUGUUGCAGAGACUCUGGUGAACAACAGUGCCAGCUUGAACUACACACUGAACAUAACAAGUGUAGUUGUGACAACUCCGGAAAAUGCAACAACGGCAGUAACCACCAUGACUCCAUCUCCAACCAAUGCAACUUUGACAACAGGAACUACAGCAGCCCCAACCACAACUACAACUGCAGCACCCACAGAUCCUCCAGCUGCUACUGAGGGAUUUCUUUUCAUGAAAUUUGGUCUCAACAGACAUUUUAACUCAGAAUUGGCCGACAACAAUUCAACAGCAUUUCUCCAACUGGCUUCAGCUGUGGUUAAGGAGAUUAACAGAAUUUGCCUUGGCCUCUUCAGUGGUUACAGUCGCUCACGCGUCAAUUCCUUCAAGAGUGGAUCUGUGAUUUCCAACCUGACUCUAGUGUUCAGAAACACCUCUGUUGUUCCUAAUUUAAACAAUGCUUUGCCACUGCUGGAAAGGGAGCUUCUUAAUUCGACACUGGGUUAUAUAAAUGGCAGCCUGGUUUUAGUGACCUCCGUGACCCCACCUCCAACGACUUUGACAACAGUUACUCCAGCGACAACUCCAGUGCCAGCAGAUUCAAAGCUCCAGAUGACAUUUGCACUAGUAGAAACUUUUAUCGUGGGCCUGGAAACGCCUGGAUCUGUAGAGUUUGUCAGUCUCUCAACAACACUAACUAAUCGACUGAAUGACAUCUAUAGGAAGAGAUUCAGGGCUUUUCUGCGAGUUCUGAUCAGGGCUUUCAGACGAGGUUCAAUUAUCGUUGAAUCUGAUGUGAUAUUUGCAAAUGCGAGCUCUGUGCCAGACACUCGAGAUGUUGCAGAGACUCUGGUGAACAACAGUGCCAGCUUGAACUACACACUGAACAUAACAAGUGUAGUUGUGACAAUUUCUCAUGUGACUUCAGCUCCGGAAAAUGCAACAACGGCAGUAACCACCAUGACUCCAUCUCCAACCAAUGCAACUUUGACAACAGCAGGAACUACAGCAGCCCCAACCACAACUACAACUGCAGCACCCACAGAUCCUCCAGCUGCUACUGAGGGAUUUCUUUUCAUGAAAUUUGGUCUCAACAGAGAUUUUAACUCAGAAUUGGCCGACAACACUUCAACAGCAUUUCUCCAACUGGCUUCAGCUGUGGUUAAGGAGAUUAACAGAAUUUGCCUUGGCCUCUUCAGUGGUUACAGUCGCUCACGCGUCAAUUCCUUCAAGAGUGGAUCUGUGAUUUCCAACCUGACUCUAGUGUUCAGAAGCACCUCUGUUGUUCCUAAUUUAAACAAUGCUUUGCCACUGCUGGAAAGGGAGCUUCUUAAUUCGACACUGGGUUAUAUAAAUGGCAGCCUGGUUUUAGCAUCGGGCGGUCCUCCUCAACCCACAAUGGGAAGUUUGACUUUCUUUUCGCUAAUCAUGCUGGCUGUGGCACAGAUGCUGAUCAACUCAUAGUACUCGAAGCAUAUGCAUUGUCAUUUGAUGCAAGCAGGCAUGCCGUAAUAUUUAAGUUUGACGUAACACAUGCACACUGUGAAAUUUACCAUAUGUGGUAAAAAGAUGUGUCCUGUGGGUCAAAGAUUGAGAAAGCAAAUUGGCAUGUCCUAUUUAAUUUACUAAUCAACUUAUGUAUUUUUUUUGUUUUUGAAAUACAUAUUUCUUUGAUUUUAUUCAGUAAUAGCUUUUAUGUAAAAAUACAAAUGUCUAAAUUAUCAUGGGUGGUAUAGGUUUUGAUAAAUGUAAUUCAUGAGUCAGCAUAAUACAUUUUUUUUUAAUUUAAAUCCAUAUUGCCCCCAAAGAAUCUCAAUGUGGUCAGUGUGGUAUGUUGUAUAAUGCUGUGAGAAGAGCAUUAUACAACUUAUUAUGAGCUUAUUAUGAAGAUUAUGUAAUUUAAAGUACUGUAUUGUAUAAGUUGUUUGAUAGUAGACUGUAAUGUCCUGACAAUUAUCUGUGAUAAGUAAUAAAUAAGUAACUGUUAAUGAUUCCUGUUGAAUAUUUUAUGUAUGUUUACAAAAUGCAAAAGAUUAAUUCUACUAUGGAUCAAAAAUGUAAUAAAACGUUAUCUUUAAAGACCUA